Messenger RNA from Jatropha curcas, 1172 nucleotides. RefSeq names its product Acid phosphatase/vanadium-dependent haloperoxidase-related protein. Lineage: Eukaryota; Viridiplantae; Streptophyta; Magnoliopsida; Malpighiales; Euphorbiaceae. The record is from RefSeq and is a predicted model, not a curated record.
AAAAGGAGUGGCUGGAAUAAGCGAACCGGCCUUACAGAUUCCGACCGUCUCUUCAACAUUUGAAAGACACCGUUGUUCCGUUAAAGAGGGAGAAAGACGGCACAUUUUGGUUCGAUUUUUAUUCGAAAAAUCAGACGCUGGAAAGACUAAAUUGCCCUCACUUGAGCUGAAAAUUCGACGGUUGAUAUUUUCAAUUUUUCAGUUAGGAAAACGGAGAAUAAUGGUGGCGCAGUGUUGGAGUUGCUCUUCUUAUCCAAAAUCAACUUCUCUGUUUUCUCAAACCCUUUUGUUGGCUCUUUCAGAUCCUAAAACCCGCCAAUCUUACCGUUACAAUGCCAAUUGCAAGUACAGUUUUCCUCUUCUAAAAACGCCUAGAAACAGAAACAGAGAGUUACGUAAGAGUAAAUUCAGUUGUUUUUGCCAACUGGGUCUCGAAGAUAUUGCUGGGAUCGCUCACAAUAAGGUAUUGAUAGCUGCUGGUGCAUCAGCAGCCAUUGGUCAACUCUCCAAGCCAUUCACUUCUCUGCUUCUAUAUGACAAAGAUUUUGAUUUCAAGACAGCCUUUCAGGCUGGGGGCUUCCCUUCUACCCAUUCCUCUGCUGUUGUGGCCACUGCCACUUGUCUUGCUCUAGAGAGGGGUUUCUCAGAUUCAAUUUUUGGUCUUACAAUGGUUUAUGCUGGCCUUAUCAUGUAUGACGCGCAGGGGGUGAGGAGAGAAGUGGGAAAUCAUGCAAAAGUAGUAAACAAAUUACUAUCCAAGACCCCAGCCAACACAAGCCCAAGAGAUGAUUUGAUUGAUUCUCAACAGUUCACAUUGUCCAAGGAAGGAAGGCCUCUUGCCAAAAAAUCAACAAACUCACCUCUUUUACUUGAAUCAGAAAAUAAAACCAGGCAGGCAAGUCAGCUUCUGAUAUCCUCGAGCUUAGCAGCUAAUGAAGAAGAAACAAGAAAAAAUUUUAAUACUUCAAUUCCAUUGAAGGAAUCAAUAGGCCACACUGAGGUCGAAGUUAUAGCUGGUGCGUUGUUGGGUUUCUUUGUAAGCUUAGCAGUGUAUACAGUUGUGUGAUAACUAAUUUAAAUACUAAAAAACAAAAAUUUUUCUUGUUCUAAAAUUUUACACGAACAAUUUAUUGUAAUCCAUAAUUUAUUUUAAAUAAAGAAUUUAUUAAUUU